Messenger RNA from Cryptomeria japonica (Japanese cedar), 576 nucleotides. RefSeq lists its product as uncharacterized. NCBI's taxonomy places the organism in Eukaryota, Viridiplantae, Streptophyta, Pinopsida, Cupressales, Cupressaceae. The transcript has a single exon. The coding region runs from base 1 to 576 and encodes 191 amino acids. The record is from RefSeq and is a predicted model, not a curated record.
AUGCCGUUUGGCUUAACUAAUGUUCCAGAAACUUUUUUCACUCUCAUGAAUGAUGUCUUCCGAUCCUUGCUAGAUACCUGUGUUGUUGUCUACCUGGAUGACAUCCUGGUCUUCAGUAGAACGGUGGAAGGGCAUCGGGCUCACCUGGCUGAAGUAUUUAAGCUACUACGGAACCACAAUUUAUUUAUCAAAAAAGAAAAAUGUACUUUUGCACAGACUGAAGUCCAGUUUUUGGGACACAUUGUUGGACAUGGUAUGUAUAAACCAGAUCCAGAGAAAUUGCGAGCUAUAGAAGAUUGGGAACCACUCAGGUCAGUUCAUGAUGUGCGUCAGUUUUUAGGAUUAACAAACUAUUAUAGGAAAUUUGUUUUCAGUUAUUCUAAGAUUGCUGCUCCUUUAACUGAUCUUUUAAAGAAGGACCGAGGCUCGAAAUGGGGUCCCAAACAACAAAAGGCGUUUGAACAGUUAAAGGAAAAACUCAUUAAGCAACCAGUCUUGGAAUUGCCUAAGUAUGGUGAACCAUUUGAAGUACAAACAGAUGCCUUCGACUUUUCUUUGGGUGGAGUCCUCAUGUAG